AUGCAAGGUCAAAGCUUCAUUCGCAAAGUUUGUAGUUUUGGAUCCAAAUUUACUGGCGUAGGAAAGUUCUGUUAUAUCGCAGUUUCAUAUGAUUCUACUAGUAUCAAUGAAAUUCAUGAUUCGUCUAUAACAUAUUGUAAUCAAGGAAAAUUAGACGGUUUUAAUUCAAUUUAUUUAGGAUAUGGCAGUAAUUCAUUUUUCCAAAACAAUAUCACGAGAAACCAUUGCGAAGAUAAUACAGCUUUUGUAAUAGCAUAUGGCGAAGGCAUAAUUUCAAUUAAAUAUUCGAUUAUUGAUGAAAACUAUGCAAAUUCCAGAAUUUGCUUUACUAAAUCCAAACCAACAACAUAUGACAGCAUUGUUUUCACAAACAACACUAUUUCUAAAAAUGAUAAUUCUUUCCCUGGAAUGCUUCAUUGUCAGAGUAGCCAUGUUACAUUUGAAAACUGUUUCAUUGAAAAUAACAAACAAAACGGGUGUUAUUUGUUUGGAACCUUAGAUGAUUUAGAUUCAAUUACAGUCUCUAAUUCAUAUAUUGAUUCACGAGAAAAAUUAUAUUUAGAAAGUCAACAAGUUACGAUUGAACAAAAUAAAGACAUUUCAAUUGAACUUCAUCUUCAUUCGACAGAACUCUGUCCAACAGGAAAUAAUUAUUUUGUUUAUAUUAACAAAGGGAAUAAAUUCAUUUCGGGGUUUAUUCAUCUUAAAGGAAUAGGUGAAUCAAUGACUUCGUUUUUUUCUUAA
Messenger RNA from Trichomonas vaginalis G3, 744 nucleotides. RefSeq lists its product as uncharacterized. The record is from RefSeq and is a predicted model, not a curated record. NCBI's taxonomy places the organism in Eukaryota, Parabasalia, Trichomonadida, Trichomonadidae. The coding region runs from base 1 to 744 and encodes 247 amino acids. The transcript has a single exon.